This is a messenger RNA of Klebsormidium nitens, 1356 nucleotides long. The record is from the annotation of a GenBank genome assembly. NCBI's taxonomy places the organism in Eukaryota, Viridiplantae, Streptophyta, Klebsormidiophyceae, Klebsormidiales, Klebsormidiaceae.
GUCCAGCUUCCUUGCCCAUUGAGAUGAGCCCUCGCAAUGUGCAAAUCAGCAGCAAUCUUGCUCGCUUUACACAGUUCGCUUUCUUCGGUGCCAAUUUCUCAGCGGUUUAGCGGCUUCCGUGUGCGUUAGGCCUCUUUGCAGUAGAAUGACAGAGCCAAAGCAGGCGGCCUUAGAGAAGCUGCAGGGCAGAUUGGUGUGGCUCAGGGCUUUCAGGUUGGCCAGCAAUUAAUGUCAACAGGAAUUGGUGUUCUGUAAAGCGUUGUGGGGGCGCUUCCUAGUAUCAGUCUCAUUAUCUCUCUUGGCCUUUUAGGAGCAAAUCAGAGCUGGCCCUUCAACUGUGUCGUCAUGGCAAAAGGCCGCCCUCAUGGCCGGUCCAAGUCUGACCACAGAGUUUGUCAGGCAGCCCGACAUGCGCUAGCGGCUGAGUACAGGGAGAGGAUCGCCAUCAGUGCUGAGUUGCAGGAGGCGCGGAUUGCGGCGGUUAACGUAGAGUGCAACGUGGAAGAUGCCCCUCGUAGGCGGCGGGGCCAGAAGUCUAAGGAUCCAAAGACCAAGGCAUCAGCUGCUCGGGUGUCAGCACAGGGCCAUUCUUCCAAGGCAACUGGCAGUGGGAAAAAGAAAGCAAACAAGCGAUUGGAACAUGCGCAUGGCAAAGCUGCACAAAGCGACGUGCACAGUCUGCAUUGUCAUGCGUGCGGCGCCACUGCUGAGGUUGGGCUGAGGGGAAGCAAGGAGGGGGGCAGCGUCAAGUACUCAUGCAGAGGGCACUCCAUGUCCAAUGGUUGCUUUCGAAUCGACCGAGACCGCGCAGCAUGGGCAGAGGACGCAGAGAUGCGCCGCCUGAGAGCAGAGGAGAGGAGAUUGGAAGCAGAGCUGCGGCAACUUGGAGGGGCCUCGUUUGCUGCAAAGCCGACAUCAGCUAGGAGUGAGUUCCCAACAACAGGGCUCUGGGCUUCGAUGCACAUGAGCGAGUCACUCAUAGAGAUGCUACUCACUAUCGGCGGAGUCGAACGCAACCCGGGCCCUACUACAAAGGAGGAGAAAGAGCUGGCUUUGAAGAAGAGCUGGCAGGAAGUCGAUUCCGACAUUGAACCUGAGCUGCUAGACUACCUGGCAAAGGAGGCACUCACCUUGGCACGCUGGAGAGGGACGCCCGAGGACCUCCGCCCUAAGCGUCUGAGCGACUUGCAACAAGACUACCCAGGGCCAGGAAGUUGGUUGAAGGGCUGGAAUGCGAUCUUCGAUAAAGCUGCAGUUGCUGGCAGGAGGGGUCAGGAUGCAGAAGCGGGCCACUCUGGGGAUGCUGCUCAGGGAAAUCAGACUCAGUGCUUCUUGAGGGGUCCCAUCCAGUGCUAA